Messenger RNA from Leucoraja erinaceus (little skate), 2430 nucleotides. It is a transcript of the gene srpra, whose product is annotated as SRP receptor subunit alpha. Gene Ontology annotation, cellular component: signal recognition particle receptor complex; endoplasmic reticulum membrane. NCBI's taxonomy places the organism in Eukaryota, Metazoa, Chordata, Chondrichthyes, Rajiformes, Rajidae. The transcript has 14 exons. The record is from RefSeq and is a predicted model, not a curated record. Gene Ontology annotation, biological process: SRP-dependent cotranslational protein targeting to membrane. The coding region runs from base 100 to 2073 and encodes 657 amino acids. Gene Ontology annotation, molecular function: ATP hydrolysis activity; signal recognition particle binding; GTPase activity.
CGGGCCGGGCGCGGAAGUGACGCGCAGUCCUGACGUGUCCUGGUGCUCGGGACUGUUCUCGGAGGUUCUGGACGGUUCUCCCCCUCUCCCGCCGCCGCGAUGUUGGAUUUCUUCACCAUCUUCAGCAAGGGCGGCAUCGUGCUCUGGUGCUUCCAGGGGGUGAACGGACCCUUCAGCGGCACCGUCAACGCGCUCAUCCGCAGCGUCAUCCUCCAGGAGAGAGGAGGAAACAACUCAUUCACUCAUGAAGCCCUCACUCUUAAAUACAAGCUGGACAAUGAGUUUGAAUUGUUGUUUGUGGUGGGCUACCAAAAAAUCCUGACGUUAACCUAUGUGGACAAGUUUAUUGAUGAUAUCCACAUGUUAUUUCGAGAUAAAUAUAGAAACCAGUUACAGCAGAGAGGAGUGCUGGGCCUCCUUAGUGGUUCCUUUGAUUUUUUGGAUGACUUCCAAGACUUCCUGAAGGAUGCUGAGGAACGCACCAGAGAAAAAGCACCAUCUGUCAUGAAAACAUUUAAACAAUCUGAUAAAUCAAGGAAAACUGUGAAAUCUAUGAUAGAAAUCCGAGGUGAAAAAGGGAAGGAGAACAAGAAAAUCAAGAAAGAAGCCCCUGUACCCGAGGCACCUCCACCAGAAAAGAAACCUACCGUCCAGUUAAAGACUCCUGUAACCAUGACUGUAGGUGAUGCUAACCAAAAUGGUUUGACUCAGGAAGAAAUCAUCCAGAAGAAUAGGGAGGAAUUUUUCCGUAAAAAAUUGGGAAAAGAGAAAAAAGAAAACAGCAGCAAGUCCCCCAAACCAAGUAAGCAGAAACCGCGCCGUGUCUGGCCUCUGGAUUGUAAUAAUGCUAACUCCAAAGAGCUGGAUUACAGUGAAAAACUGUUCAAUGGUCAGUCCAGUGCUGUCACCAACAAUGGAGAUGAUACCAGUGUAGAUGUGAAUUUGUAUCGUGGGUCAAUGGCAGGAGAUUUGAAAACUGUUGAUUAUGAGAGUUGUGAGGAAGAGGAAGAAGAGGAGGAGGAGGAAGAAGAAGAAGAAGAAGAAGAAGAGGAGGAUGAAGCAGUUGUACAAAAGAUUUCUAACACCAGCAUGAAGAAGGGUGGCAUUGGUGGUAUGUUUGGAAUGCUGAGAGGUCUUGUUGGAUCAAAAAACCUUUCCCCUCAGGUGAUGGCCCCUGUGCUUGAAAAGAUGAAGGAUCAUUUAAUUGCUAAGAAUGUUGCUGCAGAUAUUGCUCUUCGACUAUGUGAAUCAGUGGAAAAGAAGUUGGAAGGGAAGGUGAUGGGAACAUUCAGCACAGUGACAUCCACAGUGAAGCAGGCCUUGCAAGAUUCUCUGGUCCAGAUCCUGCAGCCCAAGAGACGUGUUGAUAUCUUGCGUGAUGUUUUGGAAGCUCAGAAACACAAGCGGCCAUUUAUCAUUACUUUCUGCGGCGUGAAUGGAGUUGGAAAAUCUACCAACCUUGCCAAGAUCAGCUUCUGGCUGAUGGAGAAUGGAUUUCGGGUUCUUAUUGCUGCCUGCGACACGUUCCGAGCUGGAGCAGUGGAGCAGCUCAGAACUCACACUCGCCGCCUGAAUGCCCUGCACCCACCAGAGGAACACCAUGGUCAAAGCAUGGUCCAGCUCUUUGAGAAGGGAUACGGGAAGGACGCUGCUGGCAUCGCAAUGGAGGCCAUUGCAUUUUCCCGAAAUCAGAGCUUUGAUGUGGUUUUAGUAGAUACUGCAGGGCGUAUGCAGGACAACACCCCCUUAAUGACUGCUCUUGCCAAACUCAUUGCCAUUAAUAUGCCAGAUCUGGUACUAUUUGUUGGUGAAGCAUUGGUAGGGAAUGAGGCAGUCGAUCAGUUGGUAAAAUUUAACCAGGCUCUGGCUGACCAUUCAAUGUCUGAAAAGCCGCGGCUGAUUGAUGGCAUUGUGCUGACCAAAUUUGAUACAAUUGAUGAUAAGGUUGGUGCUGCCAUUUCUAUGACCUACAUCACUGGCCAACCAAUAGUCUUUGUUGGAACAGGACAGACCUACAAUGACCUGCGCAGCCUCAAUGCCAAGGCUGUUGUCAGUGCCCUGAUGAAGGCUUGAGUAUCUGCUUUACAACACUCUUAGCGCACCCAGUGCCACUAAAUUCCCCAACGUCAGCCCAUCACUGAUUAUUCUGUGCAUAAUGGAGGAUUAUUGAUUAUGUUGUGUGGAAUCACCUGUUGGCAUUGCAACUUCUCCAGCAUUGUUCAGUCUGCUGCAUUUCCUUCCCGGUGUUUUUUUAAAAUAAGUACACAGAGGAUGUUGUCACAUCACCAGUCAAGGAAAGAGAUGAACUGCUUUUCCGUUUUUUUAAAAAAAAGUCUUUAAUUCUUAGUGCAAUAAACUUGAGUAUCGGCUGCCUGUGAAUUACAGAGAAAAUGUAAAGAGAAUUUAUUAAAUAAAGCUGCUAUCAUUGUU